This is a messenger RNA of Vigna angularis (adzuki bean), 2178 nucleotides long. Its product is annotated as COP9 signalosome complex subunit 7. The transcript has 8 exons. The record is from RefSeq and is a predicted model, not a curated record. The coding region runs from base 123 to 875 and encodes 250 amino acids. NCBI's taxonomy places the organism in Eukaryota, Viridiplantae, Streptophyta, Magnoliopsida, Fabales, Fabaceae. Gene Ontology annotation, cellular component: COP9 signalosome.
CUUCAUUAAAUACGGUUUUGUUUUCACUUCCAGAGUUAAGAACGAGCAAACUCCUCGUUCUGCCAUUACUCUUCGAAAUUCAAAUUCGAAACGGAAGCAAAUCGAAUUGAUUUUGUAGGAAGAUGGAGCAGAUGCAAUCGCAAGCUAUGGAACACUUCGUGAUUAAAACCAUUUCUUCCUUCAGCGCUAACGUCCUAGCUUCCGUUCUUGUAGAAGCCACUUCUCACCGCAACCUCUUCAUUUUCUCAGAUUUUUUCUCCCUCUCAUCUCUUCAGCAGCUUAAAGCAACUGAGAACUGUGUUUAUCUUGAUAUGCUUCAGUUGUUUGCAUAUGGAACAUGGAGUGAUUACAAGAAUAAUGCUGGUCGUCUUCCGCAAUUGAUGCCUGAUCAGAUCCUCAAGCUUAAGCAACUCACUGUUCUUACACUGGCUAGCACGUACGAGGUACUACCGUAUGACCAGCUGAUGCAGGAGUUAGAUGUGACAAAUGUUAGUGAACUUCAAGAUUUUCUGAUUGAUGAAUGCAUGUACUCGGGACUGGUAAGAGGAAAGCUGGAUCAUCUGCGACAAUGCUUUGUGGUCCAGUUUGCAGCAUGUAGAGACUUGAGUCCUGCUAACCUUGGGAGUAUGAUACAGACACUCUCCAACUGGUUGUCUGCAUCAGAAAAUCUUCUUGUUGUACUUCAAGAGGAAAUAAUAUUGACUGAUGCUAGGCAUGAAAUUGAGAAACUGAAAAAGAAGUGUGUGGAACAGAAUCUACAAGAAGUAAAGAAUAAUCUUGUAAAGGCCGUUCCCAUAACUGAUUAUGUAUCCUGUGGGAAGCAGGAUAAGUUGUGUAAAGGGUUUGUUCUGGAUAACGUCCUUGCUUUAAUUUAAAACUCAAUUAGCAAACUUAGGGUCAAACCUUGAAAGUGUAAUACCCACAAUUGCAUUCUAUAAUUUUCUCCCAUUUUUAUUCUGGUGAUUGCCUAGAAGUUUCAUGUGAGAUCAUGAUACAUCUUUUUCUCAUUAUGGCUGAUUGUAAGUACCUAUUUUGGGCAUUCAUUGGUGGAAUUCUGACAGAACUGGAUCAGAAUUAGUAAGAAAAACGGAAAUCUAAUUCAAAUCAAUCCUCACACUGUAGCUCAAUAGUAGGUGGAUUCAUAAACGGAAAUGGUUAUAACAAAUUGCUGAAAACAAAUAUAUAUAUAUCUCAAGUAUUCUCUUCCUUACCUAUAUUUUCCUACCCUCUAUAUCACCAAUAUUUGCCCACUAAACAGUUGCAACUAUUUUAAUAAAUCCUUACGACUCUCAUCUUCUGUUACCAGUCUUUCUCUUUUUGAUAUAAACCUUCUGAAUGGCUGAUUUACUAACACGGUCUUUAUGUUUGAAUGGAACCAGUAAGUAUCUGUUAAAUAUUACAAAAAAUUUGUACAGAAUUUUUUAUCUAAGGAGAAAAACUCAAUUUCUUUAUUAACUGAUAAAAAACAACUAAUUGGUUUUGUUUAUUGGAUUUGAUACUACUAUUUCUCACUUUGGACAGGACUCUGUAAAAACUAAUUUAGUAAUCAAAAUUGAACGCCCGGAUUUGAGAAAAACGAUAUCGCUCUGCUGAUUUAAUUUAGUUUUAUUAGGUUGGUCAGUCAGUUCCUUGAAUCCCUCCACUGUAUAUUUUUUCUUUGCUGGAUUAACCCCUCUAAUGUAUGCAGUUAGUUAUAUGGGAUGGGGUAGUUUGGCUACUGGAAGAUGUUUAAGAGGAAAAGCGUUUAUUAUUACGAGGGAGGGAAAAAAAAUAGUCCCAGAAAUAUAUUGCACUCUAUAUUUAAGAUGAUAACUGUCUGCAUAAAUAUCGUAUCCAACCUGCCCUUUUAUCUCUAUAUUGACUUUAAAUUUUGAGGGCAAUUGUGUUGGGCAAGGAUUUUGCGUUAUACUUGUAAUGAAUAGAAAAAAACAUUAAGGAUUUGGAAUUUCAUUUGAUAAUAAUAUAAAACCUUGUCUGCUAGACACACUGAUAAUUUGCUGUUAUAAUUUAUUGUGGGGAUAUAAUGGUCGACAUGUCUUUGUUACACUAAAUGUAUGAACCACAACUGCUUAUCUGUUAUAGCAGUUCAGUUUCCCUCUUGUAUAUAUAUAUAUAUAUAUAUAUAUAUGGGCUCUUGAAGCUCCCAUUUAAAGUGCGUUUCUUUCUCGUAUUUUCUUU